AUGGCUGAUCCAAAAGCUGUAGAAAGCGAUCCAACAGCGUCUCCAUUAAUUACUCAACAGCAUGCACCUGCAACACGUGAUACCUUUGCUUAUAUUGUUCAAUUCCAAAUAUUAAAAAAAUUGUGUAAAAAUAAAUUAAGUCAAGGAUGUUUGCCUGACAAAGAGGAAAUGAAGGAUAUUCACGAUGCCAUAAAAAGAGGUGGUUCAAUUUCUUGGCUUGAUGCCUUUGAGAAAAUGACUGGCAAUAGACAUAUUGAUGCCGGCCCACUGCUAGAAUAUUAUUCUCCGUUAAUUCAAUGGCUUGAUAAUAUAAAUUCCAAUGAACAACGAGUUGUUGGGUGGGAAGUUGAGGGUGAAGGAGAGGCUUUUGCAGAAAACGAACUCCCACAUUUACAAAACCAAUAUGAAAGUGAAAAUGGGGGAGAAUUUGGGAGGAUAGAUGGAACGGGUGGAGGAGAUGCUCAGAUUGCUUUUCCUGGUCAGAGCUGCGAGAAGGAUCAGGAAUGUCUACUCGAUUCAAAAUGUAAUGGGACAAUUUGUGUUUGUAGGGAAGGAUUGUAUACUCUUCGGAUUGCAGGCACUUAUAACUGUGUUCCGAGUGAUCCUGCUAAGGUAGGAUUCACUGAUGACAGUGGUGGUCUAGUAAUAGCUCUAAAUCCCAACAAUGGAUCACACGCUCCUGAAACCGGGCAAAAUGCUGAUAUAGAGGCAGUUGUUACAAUUGAACACAUGGACGAAGAGGCGAAUAAACAUGGAAAAACCUCAAAUUCUGCGAUAAAAAAGCUAUGCAAUUUCUCCAUUUUAUUUACAAUUUCUCUGGCCAUUUCUGCUUUAAGACAACAAAUGCUUAUUCAUCGGAUAUAAAGUUUAUAGUUAAUUUAAAGAGCUAUAUGUAUAUAUUAUUUGUUUAUUUGUAAAAUUUUUUGUUUACUAUUUAAGUUUCUAAUGUAAAUUAUAAAGAUUAGUGCGCGGAACCGGACCGGAUCCGGCCGGAUGCGGCGCUGAAAAAGGAAAAUAAGUGGAUUUGGAGGGACUAAGGAGGGAUAUAGGUGUAUUUGUA
Meloidogyne enterolobii is the source of this 1060-nucleotide messenger RNA. Lineage: Eukaryota; Metazoa; Nematoda; Chromadorea; Rhabditida; Meloidogynidae. The record is from the annotation of a GenBank genome assembly.